Symbiodinium natans is the source of this 762-nucleotide messenger RNA. The record is from the annotation of a GenBank genome assembly. Lineage: Eukaryota; Dinophyceae; Suessiales; Symbiodiniaceae.
AUGAGACGCUCCUCGUUCAAGGCCAAGGCCAAGGUGGCAGAGGAGACAGUCGUGGAGGAGAAGGAAGCUGAAAAGGCAGAAGAGCUGGAGGAGGAGGAGGCCGCUCAGAAGCAGGCCGACCCCGACAAGGUCAACCCAGAGUGCACCCAAGCAAGGAAAAUCAACCGCCCUCGGUGCUGUUUGUGCAUCAACGGUGAGUCAAUCUGGUCCCAGGAUGGCAGCUGCAAACACUGCAUGGAGAGCGGCAAGGGCAUCAGAGAUUGCUCGGAGGUGGAUGAGGGUUGCAUUCCGGGCUCCGUCAGCUGGCCCCUGAAGUACAAGGAGCCUGAGGGCGGGCACGGUCAUGGCGGAGAAGGGGAGGCACAUCGUGUGCAUGGUGGAGCAGGAGAGGCGCAUUACGGUGCAGGAGAGGCCCAGGCACAUGGUGGCGAAGGAGCGGCACACGCCGAAGGAGAGGAGAAAGAAAAGGAUUGGAAUGAGGAGGAUGACAGUCGAGGUGAAAUCUGCGCUGAGUCGUGUGCUGAACGGUUUGUCACCAACAUCUCCGGGGAGAUGAAGAUCCCCCGCGCUCGGACACCGCAAGAAGCCUUGAGGCUGACCAAAGAAGCCGAAGCAGAAGCUACCAAAGAGGCGAAAGUUGCUGCACAGCAAGAAGAGGUGUCGAAGGAAAUGGCGGAGCACGGUGACGAAAUUGGAGCUCCGGAGACUCCCGGGACUCCGGAGACUCCGGGGACUCCGGAGACUCCGGAGACUCCGGCGUAA